Symbiodinium natans is the source of this 2313-nucleotide messenger RNA. The record is from the annotation of a GenBank genome assembly. NCBI's taxonomy places the organism in Eukaryota, Dinophyceae, Suessiales, Symbiodiniaceae.
AUGUCGGCGGAUCUUGCGCGUGAGAUCCUCGAGUCGCAGCACGUCGAACCUGCCAACUACAGAUCUGUCCCAGAUUUGGCCACUUGGAAAUCGGAGAGUGAGAGCAUUCACGAAACCUGGCUGGUGUCGGGCUUUGUGUCGUGGCGCCUGUGUGCCACCAACGCAUCCGGGCUGUCUGCGCCGGAGUUCGUCGCAGAUGGUGCUGGCUCGCCAGAGGAGGCCUUUACUCGCGGCUACAGCAGUGAGUGCUGCCCGGGGAUACGAGGAGGGGUCGGGAAAAAAGUUGCAACGAUGAAUCGUGGCCCGGUUCUCAUCCAAGUUAUCGAGUCUGGCCGACUCUUCCUAGAGAUACCACAUCCACGCAUUCCCUUGCCACCACGUUGGAGGAUGCUCUCAACAGAGCAGUCUCUGGAAGUCUUGCAUCUUCCUUCCUUGACAGCCACAUCGACGUUAAAUGUUGUCAUCGUUCCCGGCAACCCAGGCAUACCGCACUUGUACUGCAGCUUUGCCGAAGGCCUUCAGCAGGCCCUUCCUCCCGGCUCUGAGGCGCACAUCCUCGGAUACAGCAAUUUUGUGACCCAGACCGUUCCCAAGGCGGUGGCAUCCAUUGAGGAGGAAGCAGAGCUUCUCGCCGCCGUCUUGGAGGAGCUCGGCAAGCAGAGUGAGGAUGUUCUUCUCAUCGCUCACUCCAUAGGGGCUUGGUGCGUCCUCCGGCAUCUGAAUGGGGCACUGAAGCACAAGUGUUCGCUCGCAGUCUUUGCAAUGCCAUUUCUGGAAGUUGACGAAGACAGCGAGCAUUCGCGGCAGCGGACGCUUCGUCAGCUGGUCCUGUCUCGCUGGGGGCAACUGGCUGUACCAGGCCUGGCAAGGCUUCUGACGUGGCUUCCGCGCUGUCUGAAGGAGAAGCUGGUUCACCUACAACUGGCUGAGCCCGGAUCUGCCGAGGCCAGCACGCUGCUGAGCACCUUUGGCAAGCAGGCUCACCAUUUCGAGAGCAUGGCGCUCAUGAGCAUCACCGAGUUCGAGCUGCUGCUGCCGGGCAGUGAGGAGAGUGGCUUCUUUCUCUUGCAGCAGCUGGGCCAUGACUUCUUGCCUAUGCUCGUGUUGACGGCUGACGUCGACACCUGGUGCCCGCAGGCCCACGCACGGCGCUUGGAAGCCCUUGUGCGCCUGCGGCCAUCUGCACAGCACCUGCAGCUUGGAGCCGUGGCGCACGGCUUCGUGCUGUCGGACUCGCAUCGCCGCACGCCUCCUCAGAACGGUCGGGGUGAUGGGAUGGCGGCGCCGUUGCCGAAGCCAUCUGCAAGGUUGCAGCACUUGGAUAUGGCACAUGACAUCUCGCCCGGCCGAUACCGUACUGGAAAUUUGCCGCUCGCCAUCCAAGCGCGUGAUGCCGACAUCUUAAGAAUGUCGUUUCAGAGACCCGUGCGCAUCAGCUUGUGGCAAGGCGCCCUGGAAGCACCGGAAGUCGCAACCUGGGAAUCCCAGCUUCGAAAGCAAGCAGAGGAAGCAAAGGCCAAUGGUGCCGAUCUUUUGCUGACACCGGAGCUCAUGCUUCCUGGCUACGACUUGUUUGGGAAGAAUGGCUUCGAUCUGGACCCUCGCGGAAUCGAAUCCGAGAUCAGAAAGUGCGCGCAAGCGAAUGGACUUGCACUUUGCGUGGGGUAUGCUGAAAGCAUUGAAGAAACGGAAAGGGCCUCCAACAAAACACAUUGGAACACGGCUUUGCUGGUGGAUUGGCAGGGCUCCGUGGUCAUGCGGUACAGAAAGCACCACUGCUGGGGCAACGAAGGGAACUUAGGGCUACAAGAGUCCGUGGAGGAUCUCGGCGUUGCGAAGUUGCAGCUGUCGGAUGGAGCCCUGAUCCGGGUUUCGGUUCUUAUCUGCUACGACGUUGAGUAUCCGGAAAUGGUGAGGAUCUUGGCCCUGCAGAAAGUGGAACUCAUCCUCGUACCCACAGCACUUCCCUACACAGAGCCCAACGUCAGCACAAAGAUCAUCCCAGCCACUGCCAUGCAGAAUCGCCUCUUCAUCGCCUACUGCAACCUUCCGUGCCUGCCUCGUGUGAGCGGCGAGUAUUUUGCAGGCCACUCCUGCGUGGCGGGGCCUGAUGGCAACCAUUGGGCUGGGCCAAUGGGAUGGAGCGACGAGGGGUUGCUGCACUGCACUGUCGGAUGGACAGAGAAACUCGCCCUUCUUGCCCGUGAGACGCCGUAUCUUUGCGACCGCAAGCCGAAGUUCUACGCUAGCCAAGGCCUUUGCCAGCCAAGUGUUGACAAGAAGCCUGCCUCUUACGACGACUUCUACAACUAG